GGAGGGGAAGUGUGUCCCGUGAAGAGCUGUUGGAAAACCUGCAGCCUCCGGGGAACGUGUGGCAAGAAAAUAGCCAUGCCUGUGAAUCUUUGUGUCUAUUUAUUUAUUUAGUCUAGACGCUGUCUCCGUGUGUUUUCACUUCAUCGCGCUCGUCAUCUGCCUUAUUCUUAUGUGUCUUUUAUAUAGGACAGCUCUCAUUCUCCCCCCAGGGUAGUCUGUUGUUUUAACGAUCUCCCUUCCUUCAUUCAGAUAGGAGGUAGUCAGAGAAGUGGCACAAAUGCUGAAGUUCUGUCUAUCUGUCUGUCUGUCUGUCUGUCUGUCUAGCUAGCUAUCUUUCUAUCUAUCCAUCUACCAUCUAUCUAUCUAUCUAUCUAUCUAUCUAUCUAUCUAUCUAUCUAUCUAUCAUCUAUCAAUUAUCUAUCAAAUGCCAUUCACCUAACCCUUCUCAUAAAUAUAGAACAUGUGCUUAGAGUGGAGGGUGGCUUCCAAUGGGUUAAGAAGACUUCAGUGUUGGGUGUGGUCUUACACAUCUUUAAUUCGAGCACUCAGGAGGCAGAAGCAAGCAGAUUUCUGUGACUUCAAGGCCAGUCUGGUCUGCAUGUGAAUUCCAGGUCAGUCAAGACUACAUAAUGAGACCCUGUCUCAAAAAGAGAAGGCAUCAGUAAAAUGUCAAGGGAAAGAGCUCUCCCAUCAAUGCUGUAGUGAGGACGAUAUCUGAAGUUGGUACAGUGACUUGAGCUACAAAUUUGCAUUGGACUACUUGAUAGAAAUUGGGAACCAUUAAUGUUAAUAUUAAUAUAAAGAAAUAUGACAUUUGGAAAAGCUGAUGACUAAAAUCAUUUUAGCAAUGAUGUUUAGUCUUCAGGACAAAGAUCCAACUUUCAUUUUGUCUGAAAUAAAUGUGGCAAUGUAGCUCAAGUGGUAAAAUUUUGGACUAGUAUGCAUGAAGCCCUGUAUUUGGUUCCAGCACUAAAUAAACUAAGUGGGGCAGCUUAUGCUUGUAAUUUUGGCACUGGAGGGUGGAGGGGGUGCCUGUGGGGGGAGUGAUGGAUGCAGAAGAAUCAGAAGUUCAAGGUCAAGGCUAGCCUGGGUUACACUGUGUGGAUUAUAACGUGUGAGCGGUUGACUCUGCAUUACCAAUAAUGCACCGGUGUCCCAUUAAGGAAAGAAAGAGAAUCACUUCCCUUUGUUUAAGGAAGAGAAUCUAGAUUUGAAUUCUCUACUUCACUCUCUCUGUCUUCUUCCUCGGUUGGUCUGCUGUAUGUGUCUCAGUCUCUUAGAUUAGCAGAAGGCUGAAUUUUGAGUCUGUGUGUCCCUGUGUCUGUGUGUCUAUCUGUCUUGUUUGUGGCUGCUCUGUGACUGUGUGCCUGGUGUCUGGAUCUCCCUAGCAAAAGGCUCUCUCUGCUCUGUCUUUAUUGAACUGCAUGGAAAGCUUCACUUGGGGGGAAGCAGUGAUGAAUACUUAACAAAAAUCUUCAACAGAGUUGAACAAGGGAUUAAGUCACUGGCUCCAACUGACCCAGAUAGCAAAUAUCAUUGGUUAUCAACCAGUACCCAUAAAUGGAGGCUUUCAACCUUUAAGGUUGAUUUUAGGAAGUUGCUCUCAACUUCUGUAUUUGCCGCUUUCAGCAAAUGAGACAGAGGCGUUCCCCUGGGUCAGGGGCAGGGAAGAGGACAUAACUUAAGAUUGCAGCUGUGCAUUAGCUUAGGUUGUCAGAACUGAUCACACAGCAAGUAAGUUUGGUUGUCACAUUGUUCUCUUAAAGUCAGGCAUAACAGGCCAGCAGUCUCAGUGGUAAGUGAUUUCAAGGCAUCUUGUUCACUUUGACUUCGAGGUCCAGCCAAAGCUUCAAUCUCUUAGGAUGUGAGAGAUAUUUUUAGAAUAUUGUAUCACCACAAUACAUGAGCUUACCUAGGGUUUUCUGUGGAAUGUUGUACUUGGCAACCAAAAGAUACUCACCUCUCUUCCAUGGACUAGACAGCACCAUCUGACCAGGACUGUUGGCUUUAGAAAGCCCCAGACAGCCAUAUUUUAGUAGCAAAGUAAACACAAUGGUAUAGUAAGAAUGAAAGUUGGAAAGUAAUGAAUCAACAUUACUCCUAAAUAUGUCAAGAUUAAGGCAAUUUUCAGUUCUAUUCCCAACUCCUCCUCCCACACUCUAACAAUAUUUUGACCUCAUUUUCCCCUAGAUUUUAAAAGGUGUCAGUGAUGACCACAUUGCAACAGCCAUAGUCUUAGGAGACUUGGUACAUGUUUGUGCAGAUCUGGAAUAUUACUGAACACCAUUCAGACUUAAAUGGUUUGACUUACAUAGCUAUACUAGAUAUUAUUCUUUUAAAUUUUUAUUUAUUUUUAUAUGGAUGGGUCUUUUGUCAGUAUGUAUGUCUGUGUACCAUGUGUGGGUCUGGUGCCCGUGGAAGCCAGAAGAGGAUGUUGGAUCCUCUGGAACUGGAGUUACAGAUAGUUGUGAGCUGCCAUGUGGGUUCUGGGAAUCAAACCUGGGUCCUCUGGAAGAACAGCUCUUAAUCAUUCAGUCAUCUCUCCAGGCCCAACUGAAUAGUAAACAAAUCAAGCAAUUCUGGAAAGUACAUAGUGUGACAAAGGAAAAGAAUAGGAACAGGGCCUUUCCAGAAACUUCCUUAGUAUUCACGCCCCUGAGAGCUCACAGAUUCAAGAAGGUUGAAGCUCUUUCCUUUUCUGAGUGAAGGCCACACACUCUGGAGCUCUGGGAACUGCUGAGAUGAGAAAACACUAUCAUGGUGCUUUCCCUGCCCAGUGUCUGCAUCUUGCAUGUUAGGGUAGAGCAUUUUAAGGACUGCUAAAGUCCCGCCGUGAGCCUGUGGGAAGAGCUUGCAUCUGGAAGGGUUUGCAUCAGUUCACAGCUCUGUCAUUACUAGCAGUGUGAACUUAGUCAGCCCUCAUGUUUCAGUAGCCCAUUUUAUUAAUUCAUGGGGAUUACAGCGGCUACUCUAAAGGUUUAUGUUUAGAAUUCAGUGAGUAGUAUACGUGAGUGUCUGCUGGUACUUAAUAUUUCUUAGCACUUUGGUGAUGUUAUUUCUAUACUCUGUUAAUACAGAUGAGUUUCAUCAUGUCCAUCCCCAAACCUAACACGAGUAUGCAACAGCUGGUACCUUCCUUCUUCCUAAAUGGUGUUGACUCAGAGGGCUGCAUGGCGUAGCACUGCACACAUUGUUUUGACUUGGUGUGGGGCUCUGCAUAUCAAACUAACUGGAUCUGUGUCCUCUAUAGUGAAUGCUGGAGGUAUUUCCACAAAGGCUUUCUUGUCUAUAUUUGUUAAGGCCUUGAAGGUACAAAAGCUUGGAUCCCUCUGGGAACAGGCUAGCUGACCUUGGACAAACCUUUCACCCUCUCUGGUGUUCAGUUUCCCUAUCCACAUCAAACAGCCCUCCAGGGGACAUUCCCAUGUAAAGUCUCGAAUGUUCUUUGCUCGGUACCCACUAAGCACCCUUUAUGGUCAAGUGGGAAUCACCAAGACCCUGGGAGAGGAGGAGAAACAGGAGGGGAGAGUACUUGCCCAACCAGGCUGACUCAAAACAGGAAGAGGAAGUGACUGUGGUUCUUAGUAGGCGUGCGGCCUGCCCCCUCACCACUGUUUCUUUCAGGUCAGCCUUGAAUAAAUUGAGUGUGGGGAUGGCUUUCUAAUUCAGAGCCGAGCUUAAGUGAUUCUUCCAUCUCUCAUCAGUUGUAGAGAGAAAUGGCCCAAUGGUCAAGGGCUAUCGCACCGCCGUGCUCCCCACGCCUGCCUACUCUUCUUCUUGCUCUCUUCCCCCUUGACUAGUGAAGCGUCCUUACCACCCUCAAACAGUGAUUCGUAAACUCUCCGUGGGAGAGGACAGAGGUUUUUGUCUGUUGUUCGUCUGCUUUUCUAAAAUAAAAUAUAACUGAAAAACGACGACAUAGAGGAUAGAAGCACAAUUUUUACUUCUGGAUUCAACAGAUACGAGAGCACCAUGUAAACCUCUUGUUCGUGUUUCUAAAACCAUACUCUUGAUUUUUAUCUUCUUUUCUUAGUGGAAAAGAAACAAGUCAGCUCCCAGAAUGCCCUGCGAACAGUGUUGUGGGCAUCACUGUUGCUCAAAUCUUAAUUGGUAUUUUUAAAAACCCAGAGCCAGAUAUUGGGGUAAAUGCUGAAAGAUCAGAGGGACAAGGGAACAAGCCACAGCCACCUCUUACCUCUAGGACUCCUCAGCCUGAAAAGGGCUUUUUAGUUCCUGUAUCCUCGUGCCUUAUAUACCUUUCUCCACCCAGCCAUAUCCUUCUUAGUGCUGGGAUUAAAGGUGUGUGUGUGCUUCCCAAGCAAAGGCAUGAGAUCUCAAGUGCUGGGAUUAAAGCUGUGUGCCACCACUGCCUGGCUCUGUUUCUCUCCUAGACUGAAUCAAUAUCAUGUAGUCCACAGUGGCUUUGAACUCAGAGAUCCAGACAGAUCUCUGCCUCCCGAGUGCUAAGAUUAAGGGCGUGUGCCACCACUGCCUGGCAUCUAUGUUUAAUCUAGUGGCUUGUUAUAUUCUCUGAUCUUCAGGCAAAUUUUCUUAGGGUACACAAUAUAUCACCAUACAGCACUACACUGGACAAGGCCUUCCUGUGCUUCCUGAAGCCUUUAGAUUAGGUCUCACUGAGAAAUAGCUGUAAGUAUCUGCCUCAGCGGCUUACCUGAUUUCUGUGUCCUACCAUUUUACACAAAGUAGAAAUGAAGAAUAACACAGUACCAGACAGAGUACUAAAAUAGAACCCCAGAGGUCCAGGGAUGGGUGCCAGAUCUGCUCUGGCAGCACUCAGGGCAUUAAAGAGAAUAAUUUCACCACUCUCCUCUGUUUACCCAUGUGACUGGAGAUAUCAAUACUGGCCCUCCUUACCUCACAGGGGUACUGUAAAGAACCAUAGCUAUAACAUGAGAAUAAAGGGCAACAUGUAUUGUGUCUUGUCAUGCAGUCAUGCAUGUCUUUAAUAGAUGGUAAUGUGAUUCUGAUAGCACAGAAAAGAUAUUCAUUCUUGAUUUUAACAAUUUAUCUAAGGAUUUAGACAUAAUAUAGACAAAUAUUUUGAAUUCAACUCAGUCUGAAUCUAUGGGCUGAGUACUUAUCCACUAUGUCAUAUUAUUUCUAUUAAACCCAUUUUGUCAUGUCCAUGAUUCUCUUUUAAAAAUGGAAUGUGAAUUCCCAUGAUCAACUAUCACCUUUCCCUGAGGCUGCUGUUCUGUUGAAAGCAGCUGAUUAUAUUAUAGUCUGGUCUUAACGACGUGCCAUACUCACGGCAUAAGCAUGGGCCUCUUCACGAGUACAUUCAUUUAAUAUUUUCUUAUUUAAAAAAAUCAAUGUUGUUAAUGUGUAAUCAUCAUAGACAAAUGGUUCAGUGAAUUUUGAUAAUACUGCAAGUAACCACCAAUACAAUCAGGACAGGGAGGAUUUCAGUUAUGACUAAAAUUCCUCUCUGUCUCUGUAGUUGGCGCCCGCUUGCCCAGUCCACACAAAAACGCUGACCUAUAUCUUGUCAGUGUUGGGUAGUUAGUCUGGUCUCUCUAGAGUUUCAGUAAACGAAUAACAUAGACUACACUCUCUUGUGUUGGCAUGUUUUUUUGUUUUUACUUAGAAUGUUUUUGAAAUCUAGCUAGAGCAUUACAUACGUUGGUCUUUUAUUUCUUGUCAAAUAAUAUCCAUUGUGUUUAUUCAUGGCUCUGUUGUUGGACAUCUGCGUCUAUAAGCAUAUCAAGAGCAUUUGAACACAAAUCUCUUUGUCGGCAUAUAUUUUUAUAUUUCCCAGGGUAUAGUUAAAAAAUCUAAUUGCUUAUUCAUAUAGUCAGUGUGUGUUUACCUUUUGAGAAACUGCCAAUCUAUUUUCCAAAAGGAAGUUAGCAUAAUUGAUUUUUGCCAGAAAUGUAUAUGUUUCACUUAGACCAUGUCUUUGCCAAUACUUAUUAUUGUUGAUAGUUUGAACUUUUGUAGUUGUUGUUUUUUCACUCUUUUGGGGAUCACCAUCCAGCUCCUAAAUAAGUCACACAGGGAGGCUUAUUCUUAAUUAUGAAUGCCUGGCCUUAGCUUGGCUUGUUUCUUGCCAGCUUUUCUUAAAGUAUCUCAUCUACCUUUUGCCUCUGGGCCUUUACCUUUCUCUAUUUUUGUAUACCUUUCUGUUUUACUCUGUUGCUGGUUGGGUAGCUCAGGGGUUGGCUCCUAAUGUCCUCCUCCUUCUCUCGAUCCUAGAUCUCUCUUCGCCCAGAUUUCUCCUACUACACAUCCUCUCUGCCUGCCAGCCCCACCUAUCCUUUCCCCUGCCUUGCUAUUGACCAUUCAGUUCUUUAUUAGACCAUCGGGUGUUUUAGACAGGCAUAAAAACACAGCUUCACAGAGUUAAACAUAAACAGAAGUAACACACCUUAAAAUAAUAUUCUAUAACAAAUUUUAGCCACUCUGUGGGUAUGUGGUGAUUUUAAUUUGUAUUUCUUGGGUGAGUAAACUUUAUUAAGUCUUUUGCAUAUGCCAUCCAUGUCUCUUCAUCCAUCUUCUUUCUGGAAUGUAUGUUCAAAUAUUUCCUUGCCUUUAAAAUGAACUGUCUUCUACUGUCUUCUUACUGAGUUCUCUCUAUAUUUUAGGAACAGAUCUUUUGUGAGAUGUAUGUUCUAUAAAUACUUAUCCAAGAGUAAUGAUUGUUCUUUUAGUUUCUUGGUGAUAUUAUUUUGUAGGCAUGAGAUUUGAAUUCUGAGGAAGUCUAAUUUAUAUAAAAAAAGAUUUUUAUAAUUAGUUGGUUACUUUUUGUUGGUUUGUUGUUGUCAAAGAAAAAAAUUUACCUCGAAGUUGUGAAGAUCAUCUCUAACAUUUGGUUCAAUUUAAAAUUUGUGUCUUUAAUAUUUAUGUGCAACAUGAAGUUGAGAUCAAGGUUCAUCUUCUAUGGAUAUCCAGUUGCCAAACACAGUCCAAACUGUCCUUUUUCCACUGACUUGGCAGGUUUCUGUGACCUUCUGUGUGGUUGGUUUCUGGACUCUUUUCUGCCUCAUUAAGCAAUGUGUUUGCCCUGGCAGCACAGCUACCACAGUGCAAUGACUGUUGUAGUCGUUCGCAUCCACCAGCUGAGGAGCAAAGUGUCCGAGGAGCAUGACAUUCUCAAGAAGAAAGAGCUGGAGUCGGGGCCUAAAGCAUCCCAUGGCUACGGAGGUCGGUUUGGAGUGGAAAGAGACCGGAUGGACAAGAGUGCGGUGGGCCACGAGUACGUUGCUGACGUGGAGAAACACUCUUCCCAGACUGAUGCCGCCAGAGGCUUUGGGGGCAAAUAUGGAGUUGAGAGGGACCGGGCAGACAAGUCAGCAGUGGGCUUUGAUUACAAAGGAGAAGUGGAGAAGCAUGCAUCUCAGAAAGAUUACUCCCAUGGCUUUGGUGGCCGCUAUGGGGUAGAGAAGGAUAAACGGGACAAAGCCGCUCUAGGCUAUGACUACAAGGGAGAGACAGAGAAGCAUGAGUCUCAGCGAGACUAUGCCAAGGGCUUUGGUGGCCAAUAUGGAAUCCAGAAGGACCGAGUGGAUAAGUCAGCAGUGGGCUUUGAUUACAAAGGAGAAGUGGAGAAGCAUGCAUCUCAGAAAGAUUACUCCCAUGGCUUUGGUGGCCGCUAUGGGGUAGAGAAGGAUAAACGGGACAAAGCCGCUCUAGGUUAUGACUACAAGGGAGAGACAGAGAAGCAUGAGUCUCAGCGAGACUAUGCCAAGGGCUUUGGUGGCCAAUAUGGAAUCCAGAAGGACCGAGUGGAUAAGAGUGCUGUUGGCUUCAAUGAAAUGGAGGCCCCAACCACCGCGUAUAAGAAAACCACACCCAUAGAAGCCGCUUCCAGCGGUGCCCGUGGGCUGAAGGCAAAAUUUGAGUCCAUGGCUGAGGAGAAGAGGAAGCAAGAGGAAGAAGAGAAGACACAGCAGAUGGCCAGGCAGCAACAGGAGCGAAAGGCUGUGGUAAAGAUGAGCCGCGAUGCUCAGCAGCCGGUGGAGCCUGCGGAAGAACCAGCAGUACCCGCCCCAUUGCCCAAGAAGAUCUCCUCAGAGGUUUGGCCUCCAGCCGAGAGUCACCGACCACCUGAACCCGAGCCUGUGAGAAGCGGAAGGGAACACCCUGUGCCUUCUCUGCCCAGGAUGCAGACUCCACCGCAGAAUCCCCUGGAGGACAGCGAGGAGCCCCCAGCUCUGCCCCCUAGGACUCCAGAAGGCCUCCAGCUGGUGGAAGAGCCAGUGUAUGAAGCAGCGCCUGAGCAGGAGCCUGAGAACGACUAUGAGGAUGUUGGGGAGCUAGAUCGGCAGGAGGAGGAUGCAGAGGGAGACUAUGAGGAUGUCCUGGAGCCUGAGAAUACCCCUUCUCUGUCCUACCAGGCUGGAUCGUCAGCCGGGGCUGGUGGGGCAGGGACCUCUGCUGUAGCCCUGUAUGAUUACCAAGGAGAGGGAAGCGAUGAGCUUUCCUUUGAUCCAGAUGACAUCAUCACUGACAUUGAGAUGGUGGAUGAAGGCUGGUGGCGGGGCCGUUGCCAUGGCCACUUUGGACUCUUUCCUGCAAACUACGUCAAGCUCCUCUAGUGACCAUCCCCAUUGUCUUUUGCUACUCUGAUUCCUCAUGUUCAAAGUGGCGCGGCUUCCCUCUACCCACGCCACAGUACUGCUGCAAGGACCUAAUAGAACGUCAUGGGCGCCUGAGGUUCAGACAGACCUCCCUCUCCUGCUUCAUUAAGAGCUUUCGGCAGAGCCAGCAUGAGGCAGGGGCCUUCCCUCUGUGCCCACUCUUCCCUGGAGUAGCUCAUGGAAUCAUCUUGUGGUCCUGCCUCCUCCACCCACACCCCACAUUGCCCGCCUCCCUCUUGAGUGCUGGUGUUCCUGUGUGUUGGCCUAGAGGGAAGCCUAGGCUGCCUGAUUUACCUGGUUGUGCUUUUUGCUCGUUUUUCCUCUCUUAAGAGACAAAUCGGAACUGUCCUUCUGUUUAGUCCUAAAACUGAAAAUAAAGCGAGACCGUGGCUUAGCUUUG
Messenger RNA from Peromyscus californicus insignis, 9000 nucleotides. It is a transcript of the gene Hcls1, whose product is annotated as hematopoietic cell-specific Lyn substrate 1. The coding region runs from base 7014 to 8558 and encodes 514 amino acids. Gene Ontology annotation, molecular function: actin filament binding. The transcript is spliced from 15 exons. Gene Ontology annotation, biological process: regulation of actin filament polymerization. Lineage: Eukaryota; Metazoa; Chordata; Mammalia; Rodentia; Cricetidae. The record is from RefSeq and is a predicted model, not a curated record. Gene Ontology annotation, cellular component: plasma membrane; actin filament; cortical actin cytoskeleton.